Molecule: messenger RNA, 930 nt
Organism: Hipposideros armiger (great roundleaf bat)
Lineage: Eukaryota; Metazoa; Chordata; Mammalia; Chiroptera; Hipposideridae
Product: sodium/bile acid cotransporter-like
Exons: 2
Coding region: 51-419 (122 amino acids)
Biological process (GO): bile acid and bile salt transport
Molecular function (GO): bile acid:sodium symporter activity
Source: RefSeq, a predicted model, not a curated record
UUUAAGGGGCUGGUCAUUUUAACCUACACAGGUGCAGCCGCACUGUCAGCAUGGAGACCGGAUGCCAAAAUGUUCAGCUCUGCUCUACCAUCCUCAACGUGACUUUCCCCCCUGAGGUCAUCGGACCACUUUUCUUCUUUCCUCUCCUCUACAUGAUCUGCCAGCUUGGAGAAGGGCUUCUCCUCAUUGCCAUCUUUCGGUGCUAUGAGAAAAUCAAGCCUUCCAAGGAUAAAACAAAAAUGAUCUACACAGCUGCCACAACUGAAGAAACUAUUACAGCAGCUCUGGGAAAUGGCAUCCAUAAAGAGUGGUCCUCUCGCACAGCCCAGCCUUCCCCCCCAGUGACCUGGACUCAGAAGGCCAGUGUGGACAACUACAGAGAGCAGAAAGAUGAAAAAACACCAGUGGUGUCUGUCUAAGUCUUUCUGAAACAUUUCCAGCAGCAACUAUCAGGAUCACCAAGCCUUGCCUGGAGGACAGAAUAGGGGUCUACCCUAAACUCACCUAUCGCCAGCUGAGAAUUUGAUACCUAUUUAAAAAAUAAAAAGGAAGACUUGUUAAAUGACAGCCCUAUGAAAGCAAGAACCAAGACUGCCUUUUACCCCUGCAUCUCGAGAAAACUGCCUGAUAGGCAUAUAGAAGGCACUCAAUUUCUUCAUUAGUCAAAAAAUGGUUUUACCAUAAAAUCAAAUACCUAAAUCCUGUUCCAAAUUUUUGACUAAAAACAAAAUAAAUGUUCAGAUGGCAGAAUUAGACCUCAGAAGCACUAACCUUAAAAAUUCAGAUCCCAUCCCUUCCCUUUUGACAUCACUACUCGGACUAAAGUUCCUGAGGACACAAACAUGACACCAAGUACACAAAAGCAGACAUGAUAAAAUGCAAAAGCAAUGAGAAGACAAACACAAAAACUCAGCCAUAAUGAAACAUUUU